AUGGCACAGAAAGCUGUUCAGCUAGACAGAGAAGCUUUCUGCUGCUCCAUCUGUCUGGAUCUACUGAAGGAUCCGGUGACUAUUCCCUGCGGACACAGCUACUGCAAAAACUGCAUCAAAGUUUACUGGAAUGAAGAGUUUCAGAAGGGAAUCCACAGCUGCCCUCAGUGUAGGAAGACCUUCAGACAAAAGCCUGUCUUGACGAAAAACACCAUGUUGACCUUUUUAGUGGAGCAUCUGAAAAAGACCAAUGUCCAGGCUGUUCCUGCUGAUCCUGGACCUGAAGAUGUGGCCUGUGAUGUCUGCACAGGAAGAAAACUGAAAGCCAUUAAGACCUGUUUAGUUUGUUUGACUUCUUACUGCAAGAAGCACCUUCAGUCUCAUUUUGAUUCAGCUUUGUCUAAGAAACACAAGCUGGUGGAGCCAUUUAAGAAGAUCUGCUCUCAUCAUGAUGAAGCAAUGAAGAUGUGCUGUAACAAUCAGAAGUGCACCUAUCAUCUCUGCUUUGUGGAUGAACAUGCAGGCCAUGACGCCGUCUCAGCUGCAGCAGAAAUCACUGAGAGGCAGCUCACGGUGAGACGAGAAGAAAUCCAGCAAAGGAUCAAGGAACGAGAAAACGAUGCAAAGCUGCUUCAAGGCCAGGUGGAGGCCAUCAAUCGGUCCGGUGAAAAAGCUGUGGAGGAAAGUGAGAAUAUCUUCACUGAGUUGAUCCAUCUGGUCCAGAAAAGAAGCUCUGAUGUGAAGCAGCAGAUCUGUUCCCAGCAGGAAAGCGAAGUGAGUCGAGUCAAAGAGCUCCAGGAGAAGCUGGAGCAGGAGAUCACUGAGCUGAGAGGGAAAGACGCCGAGCUGGAGCAGCUCUUAAACACCGAGGACCACAACCAGCUUCUACAUAGCUACCCUUCACUGUCAGCUUCCACUGGACCGCCACACCUAUCAAACAUCAAAGUUCGUCCUCUCAGGUACUUCGAGGACGUCUCAGCAGCUGUGCUGGAGCUCAGAAAUAAACUGCAGAACAUUCUGGCAGACCACUGGACAAUCAUCUCACCGGCAGCCACUGAUUUGGAUGGUUUACCAUCCCAGCCUGACCCAAAAAGCAGAGCUGACUUUCUAAAAUAUUUCUGUAAAAUCACACUGGAUCCAAACACGGCACACCCACAGCUGUUGCUGUCGGAGGGGAACAGGAAGGUAAAUGUAGUGAAAAAGCACCAGUCUUACUCUGACCACCCAGACAGAUUUACAGGAUGGUGUCAGGUCCUGAGCAGGGAGCGUCUGACCAGUCGUUGUUACUGGGAGGUCGAGUGUAGAGGGAGAGAAGUUUCUGUAGCGGUGGCAUAUAAAAGUAUCAGCAGAGCAGGGAAAGGGAACGAAUGCGUGUUCGGACGCAACGACAAAUCUUGGACGUUAUUCUGUUCCCCAAACGGUUAUAAGUUUUGGCACAAUAACAUCAAAACGUGCAUCUCGGGUCCUCAGUCCUCCAGAGUAGGAGUGUAUCUGGAUCACAGAGCAGGUGUUCUGUGUUUCUACAGCCUCUCUGAAAGCAUGACCCUGCUCCACAGAGUCCAGACCACAUUCGCCCAGCCGCUCUGUGCCGGACUUUGGAUCGGAGGUUUGUUAGAUUUGUCAAGUGCCGAGUUCUGCACACUCAGAUAG
Nematolebias whitei (Rio pearlfish) is the source of this 1650-nucleotide messenger RNA. RefSeq names its product tripartite motif-containing protein 16-like. Gene Ontology annotation, molecular function: protein binding. The record is from RefSeq and is a predicted model, not a curated record. The transcript has a single exon. The coding region runs from base 1 to 1650 and encodes 549 amino acids. NCBI's taxonomy places the organism in Eukaryota, Metazoa, Chordata, Actinopteri, Cyprinodontiformes, Rivulidae.